AUGACCAAGCUUGUGCAGUCUCUGUCUUCUGGCUGGUCCUUCAAGGACCGGGACACCGAGGAAUGGCUGCCAGUGGCUACAGUCCCGUCCGUUGUACAGCAGGAUCUCAUUGAUAACAAGAAGCUCGAUGAUCCUUACAUCGGAUUCAAGGAAUUGGAUGCCCGCUGGGUUAACGAAAAGUCAUGGGUUUACCGAAAUAAGUUUGAGAAGCCAUCUGCUCCAGCUGGAUCAUCCAUAGUGCUUGUGUUUGAUGGCUUGGAUACCUUUGCCAAGGUCAAGCUGGAUGGACAGGUGAUCUUGGAGAGUGAUAACAUGUUUCUGGGUCACCGGGUGGAUGUCACUAAAGCAUUGGAAGCAGAGGGUGAGCAUACGCUUGAGGUUGAGUUCGACUGCGCACUUCUCAAGGCGCGCGAACUCCGGGCUCAGGACACCAAGCAUAAAUGGGUUGGGUUCAACGGUGAUCCCGCACGCAUGGCUGUGCGGAAAGCUCAAUAUCACUGGGGUUGGGACUGGGGCCCAGUGCUGAUGACUGCUGGCAUCUGGCGGGCCGUACGCUUCGAAGUGUAUGAAGCUCGUGUGUCUAAUUUGUGGCCCCAAACCAAGUUGUCUGCAGACCAUCAAACAGCUGAGGUGACAGCAGUCAUCGAAGUGGAGAGCGUUGUUGAUGGAGAAUAUACCGCCGAGCUUAGCUUAAGCUUACGAGGUAACGAGAUUGCACGCCAGUCUAUUUCAGUGUCUGGAAAGACCGCCCAGGUGACCUUCCCUGUCGAGCAGCCGGCUCUGUGGUGGCCCCAUGGAUACGGCGAGCAGACUCAGUACGAGGUUUCAGUGUCGCUGCGUCGCAAUGAUGAAGAAGUUGACCACACCUCUAAGAAGUUUGGUAUCCGGACCGCAGAGGUGAUUCAACAACCCGAUAAGCAUGGCAAAUCCUUUUUCUUCCGAAUCAAUGGUAUGGACAUUUUCUGUGGCGGCUCGUGCUGGAUUCCGGCAGAUAGUCUGCUUCCUGCCAUCAGUGCCGAGCGAUACCGCAAGUGGAUUGAGCUCAUGGUUGCUGGCAGACAAGUGAUGAUCCGCGUCUGGGGUGGUGGUAUCUAUGAAGACGACGCCUUCUACGAGGCAUGCGACGAGCUUGGAGUGCUUGUUUGGCAAGAUUUCAUGUUUGGAUGUGGAAACUAUCCCACAUGGCCCGAGAUGCUCGAGUCUGUCCGCCAAGAGACUGUUUACAAUCUGCAACGUAUGCGCCACCAUCCAUCGAUCGUGCUCUAUGCUGGCAACAACGAGGACUAUCAAGUUGCCGAGUCCGAGGGCUUGACCUACAACUACGAGGAUAAAGACCCAGAGAGCUGGCUAGCCACAGAUUUCCCGGCGAGGUAUAUCUAUGAGAAGCUGCUCCCAGAGGUGGUGGCUGAGAACUCCCCCGACACGUUCUACCACCCGGGAAGUCCCUGGGGAGAUGGCAAGAUAUCAUCGGAUACCACAGUUGGUGAUAUGCACCAGUGGAACGUCUGGCACGGAACACAGGAGAAAUAUCAAAUCUUCGAUACUCUCGGUGGCCGAUUUAACAGCGAAUUUGGAAUGGAGGCCUUCCCCCACAUCUCCACAAUUGACUACUUUGUCGAGAAUCCAGAGGACAAAUUCCCUCAAUCCCACGUUAUUGACUUCCACAACAAGGCCGACGGGCAUGAACGAAGACUAGCAACAUACCUAGUUGAGAAUCUCCGGACCGCGACAGAUCUCGAGACCUAUAUCUAUCUCACCCAGGUUGUACAAGCAGAGACUAUGAUGUUCGGCUACCGAGGCUGGCGCCGACAAUGGGGCGACGAGCGACACUGUGGUGGUGCACUACUCUGGCAGCUGAACGACUGCUGGCCGACAAUCUCAUGGGCCAUUGUGGACUAUUUCCUCAAGCCUAAGCCAGCCUACUAUGCAGUGAAGCGUGUUUUGAAUCCGAUAGCCGUUGGCGUACGACGCGAGCACCACGACUGGAGCGUGGCACACGCGCAGCCACCCAAGGCCAGUAAGUACGAGCUUUGGAUCGCCAGCAAUAAACCAGAAACAGUCCAAGGCAGUGUUGAGCUGCGAUUCCUAUCAGUCAACACAGGCCGGGAUAUUCGCGCGCCGAUUGUGCGCGAUAACAUCACCAUCACUGCAAAUGGAACCACAGACAUCAUCACUGAUGGGGUUCUCGACCACAUCGCCGAACCCGAGCCGCAUGUUCUCGCUGCCCGGCUGUGGGUAAACAACCAGGUCGUAGCCCGAGAUGUCGACUGGCCACAACCAUUCAAGUAUCUCAAUUUGUCAGAGCGACAGCUGGAUGUUAGACGUCAGUCUGGGAAAUCGGGAGAGACACUGUUGGUGAUCAACGCCCGGAAGCCAGUCAAGUGUCUUGUUUUCGAGGAGCAAGAGGGUGUCCACCUUGCGGACAACGCUAUUGAUAUUGUCCCAGGUGAUGAGCAGACUGUCACAGUGACUGGUCUUGGAGACAAGCCUCUAAGGUACCGAUACCUCGGCCAAGAAUCCGUUGGAGUUGUUCAAUAA
Penicillium paradoxum is the source of this 2538-nucleotide messenger RNA. RefSeq names its product beta-mannosidase. Gene Ontology annotation, molecular function: beta-mannosidase activity. The transcript has 5 exons. The coding region runs from base 1 to 2538 and encodes 845 amino acids. Gene Ontology annotation, biological process: carbohydrate metabolic process; glycoprotein catabolic process. Lineage: Eukaryota; Fungi; Ascomycota; Eurotiomycetes; Eurotiales; Aspergillaceae. The record is from RefSeq and is a predicted model, not a curated record.